CGACUGUGGGUUUCAGGGAAGAGAAGAUGGCUGCCUCAAGCGCGCCAAAACGGCAAAAUGAGAAUUCUGAGACUCCUGCCGCGAAGAAGAUUAAACUGGCAGAAGAAGUUCUUGAUGAUAACAGUAGCCUUCAAUCCUUUGGUGGUUUUAAGGUGGUGAAAGUCCUAAACGAAAAUGCACAAACGAAAUCCAUAGUUAUUCACGGUGAGCUACAAAAAGUCUUCAUGAUUAUUUUUUAAUGAGGUUAAAAAUGGAUUAAUAUUACUUAUCUUUUUUAAGCUUAGCUUAAGCUUAUUUCUAUACUGCUAAACCUCAGAAUACGCGCCACUUUUUUUGCAUCGGUCUCGCUGAACGUCUAAAUUUACGGAGAGUAUCUAGUGUGGGUAACCGGUCGUUUCGUACCCAAGUAAAUUUGUACCCAGUUGAUUCCUCUAUUAAGCUCUCCUGGGAGCUCAUUUAUUUCAAGCUCAUUUGAGGGGGGUGGGGGGGGGCUUAAUAGCAAUGGGGGGCUUAUUUAAUUUAGAAAAGACGAUGGUAUCAGUUCUCCAUAAAGAACUAAAAUUUAAAGUGGAAAAACUCAUGUACAAGAACUGUUAGGUUGUGCAGCCGAGGAUCAGAAUCAAAUCCGAUCUUCCAGUUGGUAAGUAAACCAUCCCGGAACAGUCUACACGAAGUUUUACAGUCGUGGUUGAUUAAUACAGUCUAUCAUUUAUUAGUGAAGAAUAAAUAGGGGAGGGGAGGGGGGAGCUUAAUAGAGAGAGGGAGAGGCUUAUUUGAGAGAGGGGGCUUAAUAGUGGAUUCACAGGUUGCCUUGUUCCUUAAAAGCGUUUCUAUAAGAUGAAGUUUCAUUUUUAUUACGAUUGAGGUGGGGUUCAGAAUAAAAAUUGAGCGUCCCAAGUGGCUGGGUAUUCUGAAGCCGAGGCGCUCUCUAGAUUUCUUACCUUGGCGAAAUUUCCACUCAGCCUCUGCCUCUCAGAGAAAUGGGCAGCAAUGAAAAGAGGGCUUCAGGGCACUUUCCCAGGGUUCGCAAAUACACCAAAAUAGUUCAGAUGACUCCUGAGGUUAUGGAGGGAGUCAUUUUGACUCCAGAAAUUUUCGGUAGCAAACAGGGAGCCACUUCGACUCCAGAAAUUUACGGUAACAAACACAGUUUUGUCCUUACCUUUUUCGCAACAAAUACAAUUUACAUUAAUUGUAAACGUUGUAAACCUUAAUUAAAUCAUCAAAAAUAAAGAAUUAUACUUCACGACAAAACAAGAAAAGGGUAAAUUACGAUCAAAGUUUACUUGAUGACUGCCAUCAUGGAUUUGAGCUUUCCAGGUCAGUGAACCGCCACAGCUACUUUGUGUAUCCCUCAUGAUAGUGUAUACAUGCCGGGACCACGUGCUGGAAAGUCUGAAAAUGGCUUUUUUUGUUGUGAUACUUAACUCCAAAUAAUGACUCCAAAAUGACUCCAACAUUUGUGAAGCAGAAGACACACUAACUCCACUCAUCAAUAAAAUUUGUUAACCCUGUUUCCUAUAUGGGAGUGCAUACCCUCUUUCCUAGAAUGUAGGGCUGGUGUUAGACUGUAAAGGAUAGGAAGGGUUGAGUUACCGAGGGUAAAAUUACAGUAAAUCUAUAAAGAAAAUCCAGGGAAAAUAGAUUUUGGUUUGAGUUAAUGCGAGGUUCAAGUUACUGAGUGUGCGAGUUAUCAUGGGUCAACUGUAGUUGUGUUAUGUGGUGAGCUUGGACUGAGUAAUACUCUAGAGGUCCAGUUACAUGUAGAACUGGAACUCAUUAGGACUUUUACCGAAAGUGCUCUCAAAUUUGUUCUUCCAUUUGUGUUUUUUUGUAAUUUACUUUUCUCUUUAAGUAUGACUCCAGUUUUGAGUUUUCAAAGGCCCAGAUUUGAACAUACAGUUUACUGAACAAAUUAGAAUGGAUGGUUCCAAAAGUGAUCAACAUCAACAUUCUCCCAUGAAAAACAAUAUCAAUGCAGAGUUAAAAGAACAGGUGAUGGGAAUAAAUUAAAUUACACCUAAAGGAAAGUGCUUUGAUCUUAAAACAAAUUCUCUCAACUUAGUUCAUUAAGAAAGUGUAUGGAUAUCAGUCGAGAGAAUUUGUAUGUGGAUAUUGGGCAGGAGUCACUUACGGCCUAAUUAAGGGGGUUAAUGGUAAGAAGCCAAGGUAAAGAAUGUAUUAUUAUCCUAUUUUCUUCACAGGAAAAUUUGACAAUUCCGAUAAUGAUGCUGUUGUUUUAUUGGAGAAAACUCCUUUUUCUGAGACCACCUUGCCUCAAAUGUUGUCAAGAGAAACCAGUUUAGCUAGGGAGUUCAACAAUGACAUUUAUAGCCAGUAUUUAUGUCAUCCGCCACCAAGUUUAAACACCUUGAAAAGCACAGUCAUCUACCCAGCCACUGCUAAACACUUGGAAAAGUAUUCUGCACAAGAUGUGCAUUUUAUUUAUGAAACACCAUCUGAUUAUGAAACAAUAACUCUACCAUUUAUUGAAGAGCAAUCUUUCAGUAUUCAGGUAUGUCUAGAAGCAACUAGCCUGUGGAUCAUGUGUGGAUUGUGAGUUCAGUACAAAAUGUAUUAAGUUGUAAACAGUUAUUUAAAUGAACUUCAGUGGUCAGAUUUUUGCGAAAAACAAUCAAAGAAACAAACAAACAAACAAAUGACCCUUUAAGGAAAUAAAAGUUAAUAAUUAAACUAUCAUUUUCCUGAAGUGCUAAGGCCAGACCCUCAUACAUGUAAAAGCUUCCUUUUUUGGUGCCCAUACUAUGGGAAAAUAAAACUCAAAUCCAUUCUUCUUGCUUAAUACUUCACAUAUUGGUCAUGUAGACUGUGGGUGGUUGGCCUUUUUCCCUCAGUGCCUCGUGUGGCAAAUGAAAAAGUAAAUGCUUUAAAUAUGAUCACAGAAAAAAAAAUUGUUUUACCCUCCUCAAGCCUACAUGUAUCUCGAACUUUCUAAUAAAAUCAGUCAGGUAUAGUGUGGCUAAACUAUGAAAUGGCCUGCCCAAUGAGAUCAGGGCAAAGCAAAGCUUAGCUGCCUUCAAGGAGGGGCUUAAAAAGUGAUAACCCAGAUGUAAAUAUUGCAAAUAGAAAUGUAAAGAUUGAAAUAUUGUAAAUAGAAAACUGUAGAUAAAAACCUGUAAAUAGUUAAAUGUAAAUAAUUUUGUGCAAAGUCAACCUGGUGAAUGUUUUUAGUCUCUUUUCCUUAUUUACUAUCUAUUCAGUUUGAGUUAUAUUAUACACGACCACAUCAACUAUGCUGUAAAAUUAUCGUGUUUAAAUAAAAGAUGUUGUUGUUGUUAUUGUGCCCUCAAAUGACUUUGACUCAAAAGAAAAAUAAGAGACUGAUGACAGUCUAUUGGCUGGGUGUCCUUUAUGUGCAAAAUUAACUGCUUUUUUCUAAGUCUCUUUUCUUUGUCUUUUUUUACAGUGGGUAUACAACAUUCUGGAAAAGAAAGCUGAGGCAGAACGUGUUGUGUUUGAGGACCCAGAUCCUGUUACUGGAUUUGUUUUGUUGCCAGAUUUGAAAUGGGAUCAAAAGCAGUUGGAAAACCUGUAUCUAGUGGCUAUUUGCCAUGCACAUGGGAUCAAAUCACUUAGAGAUCUCAACAAAUCACACCUUCCUUUAUUAAAGAAUAUCCUGUUGAAAGGACAGGUAAAAUUUUUUCUCUUUCUCUUCAGUACUGUAUUAUGGAAACGAUGUACAUCUUUCCAUUAGCAUGACAUGGUGGUGGGCCCCCACCCCCAGCCCAUCUGUCAGGAUCGGCCAGGGGAGGUAGUGGUAUACCAGUAUACCCGAAAAAAAUUCGCCAAAAUACCCAAAAAUACCCAAAAUUCAUCCAAAUAUACCCAAAAUUAUACCCAGGUAUACUUUAUACCUGAAAUUCAAAGAAAGUGAUGUACCGAAUACCCGUAUUUAAGCUGCAAUAUACCGUAUACCCGAUUUAAAAAGCCCCUGUAUACCGUAUACCCAAAAACCCUGGCCGACCCUGAUCUAUAAAUGUGGUGCUAUUGUGGGUUGUCCCUUUUGCAAACAAUACCAAUUUAAGCACUGAAGCUCACAUACCAACUCCACAAUAUGGCCAGUACCUUACGCAUGCACACAAGCAUAUCACCCCACUAAUGGACAGCUGCUUCGUCCUCAUUAGGAAUCAUGAGCAUGGUAUAGCCCCAGGCAAGAGGUUUCAUUUGCGAUCAUUCACCCCGCGAGUUACUACCGAGGCGAGUGCAAAUAUGCAGUGCUAAUGUUGAUAUUGUCUCUUUUGCUCCAGAAGGUUGUUUUCAACUAUCUCUAUUUUUAAUGUAAGCUGAUGUCACCUGUUGAUAUUAAUGUGCCAACCAGAAGCGCAUUGGUUCCUAAAACAAAAGAUUCUUUUGUCUCACUCUUGACAAAUUUAAAAUAUAACAAAAACAACGUUUUUAUGCAGUUAGUGAUGUCUCCUAUAAGCGCCGCCUCUGAAAAGGUGUGCACCGUGAUUUCCAAAAUUCAUUAACCCUUUAAGCCCUGAUAUCCACAUACAAAUUCUCCAAACUGAUCUCUACCCAUUUCCUUCAAGAAUAAGUUGAGAGAAUUUGAUAAAAGAUCAAGGCAUUUUCCCCUUAGGUGAUCAUUUUAUUAGUUCUCAUAACCUAGUCUCUUGACAUUGUAUGGAUAUCGUUAGGAGAAAAUUAACGUCAGUCACUAUUGGGACUUAAAGGUUAAGUACUGAGGCGGUUAUUUAAGUAAAUACGAUGAUUAAAAUUCUACUAUAAUCUUACCUCCCAGUUCAUUCUAUUAGGAGAUGCGUAACCUGAGAUCAGGCGUCUUUUUUUUUUUUUUUUUUUUUUUUGCUUCUUUGGCUCGAGAGGGAAAAAAAAUAACGCCUGAUACAUUUAUUUAACAAGCAGUCAACCGCCCCCUAAUUUACAUGAUUUACCGUUUGCUUGACCUGUCAUGUUUUUAGCCAAUAAGCGUUUACCAAACGGGAAUCAAAUUUUGGCGCGAAUAAUGUCUCUUUUGAAAUCAUGAUCAGUUUUAGGGGAAAAAAAAAUUUUUAAGUACGUCCGUGUUCAGAUGGCGCUUCAAAAAAAUAUAAAAAAAUUAAUGUGUUGUUUUUGUGAUGAAAUACUCUGGAGCUGUCGUACCUUUGUGAAUAGCUACAAAUAAUAAAGAAUUUACUGGUUAAAGCUCGUUGACUUUGUUCUGUACUACGAAAGCAGUGGAAAAAAAUUAGGCUGAAGCACCAUAUUUCACGAACUGAAAGGUGUUGUGAAAGCGAAGAUCGCUCAGAAUAAUUCGCAGCAUGAUUUCUGAAGGAGGAAAUACAGUCAAACCAGGUCAAGAUUCCAUUCAUGAAUUGAUUAUUUGAAAAGUGAACCCGUUUGUCGCUUCUGUAACUUGUUGCCGGUAUCAAAUUGCAUUCAAAUGAUCGGUGAAGUUUUAACGGCAACUGUUUUGGUAUACGAUGAGCUGGUCAAUAUUUCAAUGGAUGAAACUUCUAUUUAGGCAUUCUUCAAAUUCAAGAAAACUGAGCGGGCAGAAAUUUCAUUUAUAACGAACUCGCGUGUGUAUUCACUGCUUAUUACGCAAGCAAAAAUGCAGACUGAAAUCAACAACAACUAACGGAUGGCGUCAUUUUGGCCAAUCGGAACAGCUCAAAUCAUCCGCAUUGUUUCCUAUCCAAUCAGAAAAAAGUCCAGAUUCUGGCAUUUUUACAUGUGAUCCGACAAAGAAAUGUAUCAUGCCCUCUUCCCGUGAGAGACAUAAAGGGAUAAUAGGGAGAGGGCAUGACCUCAGGCUAGGAGAUGCGAGUAAUAAGGAUUCCAAUAAAUGUUCAUAAAAGUGGUUGAACGGUGUGGGUGAAAAACUGACCAUGCUAAAGCUCAAGACAGGUUAGCGUACGGCGGGAAUCAUAGAAAGAUGAGAGGCGCCUGUAUGGUAUCUAGUCAUCUCGCCACCAAGAAUAGAACUUGGUUUAGCAUUGUCUUAAACCCUCAUGAACGGAUUUUUUUUAACCUUUACUUUAUUUUCAUAUUUUAAAGAAAUGACUAGUGUUUGUGAAACGUUUCUGCCAGUUUUUUAAUCUCUCAAAUGUCAAAGCUUACAUUCACAGCACCUAUACAUGUAUUAUUAGGUAUUAUUAGUGUUUGCAUUAUCAAGAGCAUGAUACGUUCGACGUUCGUAUUUGGGUCGACUUCAAAUUCGAAUAAGCUUGACGAAAAAGUAAAAAUUGUAGUUAAGUAAUCCUAGGUAUGAAACUGUGUCAAUUCUUUCAGAGUUAUUCGUUGGUGCCGAGUCGAGUUCUCGUUGGCGAUUUUGUUGGUGGCGAGAUUAUCGUUAACCUCGAGGUCAAGUCUGUGUACAGACGCCCCCUCUCCGAAAAAAAUAAUGGGACAGGGGUGUCUAUACACAGGGUAAUCGAGGUCUGGGCUAACAAAAUACGGUCACUUCCAUGAACAUGUCCUCUUAAGCCUCGACCUUGUUUCCUUGGUUUUGCGUUCAGGAGGGCAAUGCACGAAUUUCUCUUUUCUAUCACCCAUGCGAGUUCACUUUAUUUCUAAGUUUGUCUCAUUUUGAUCCAUUUUUUGUCAUUUAUGUAUUUAGUUAUUUAUUUUCUUUCAGGAAGCAAUAAAGGACAAGUACGGUGUUGCCUCAGAUCAUCUGCGGAUUUACGUGCAUUACCAGCCUUCGUAUUAUCACUUUCAUGUACAUUUUACACACCUGAGAUACGACGCUCCUGGAUGCGGAACGGGCAGAGCGCAUCUUUUACAAGAUGUUAUUGACAACAUCGAGAACAUUGAUUCGGAUUAUUACUCUAAGAAAACACUGGCGUCUGUUUAUAAAGCAAACGAUAAACUUUACAAAAGGUUUCAGUCUGUUAAAGGUGUUCAAGGUGAAGACGGUGGAAGAGAUGUUAAGAGCGAAAAUGUUGUAUAAAAAGUUAGUGUUGAUUCGUAAUUGUUAAUAUUUUUAUUAAAAUAGAAAGUAACGCAAAUAGGUACCUGCGUUUUCCGUUUGGUUAUUAACGCCUUUCAUGCAGGCCACGUAAAGAAAAGGUAUCUCAACCUUUCAAAGGCGGAGAGAUAGUUGAAUAUAGUACGAAAGAGAAGAUUUCUCGAUAUGUUGAUUUUAGUUCUCAAGUCCUUUCACACACACCUGCCUACAUAUCGGCGUUAUUUACACCAAGAACCAACAUUAAUGGGCUUAGAGGUAUAAACAAGUUGCAGUUACCACGUGUGAAUACUACAUCUUACGGGAAAGACUCCUUCAAAUGUCUUGCGCCCAAAUUAUGGAAUAUGUUAAACGAUGACCUUAGAACUACCCCUAACAUAACCUAUUUUAGAAACAACUGCCUUGACUUUGUAACUAGCUAGAUUAAUUUCUCUUAAUCUCUACUUGAUUGUAUUCAACAAAUAAUUUUACAAGCAUAUAUAUAUUUUUAAAAUUGUUUCCUUUCUUUUUUAAUUGUACAUAUAUUUUUACUGUAUUUAUUUCUCGGAGAUAUUAGCGUUUAUGCGCUACUCUUUUAGGCGCUACUCUUCAAUCCGAGUUGAAAUAAAGUUUACUACUACUACU
Porites lobata is the source of this 7552-nucleotide messenger RNA. The record is from the annotation of a GenBank genome assembly. NCBI's taxonomy places the organism in Eukaryota, Metazoa, Cnidaria, Anthozoa, Scleractinia, Poritidae.